UUUGACUUGGUGACAGAUAAGCUGAUCAGUUAGCUGUCACCGAAGUGUCAGCGUCUUAAAGCAGCUUCGCCGCCGGCAUCCGCACCACUUGUGGCUGUACUUGAAAGGAAGAUCUCUUCCUUCGAAGUGAUUCAAAAUGAGCAGUGGCUACAGACUGGAUAUCAGCGAGGGAAAUCCAAAGACAGAUGAGAAAGGAAAGAAAAUUGUGUACGCCGUUUUAGCUGUGGGAGCUGUAUUAGCUAUUGUAGGUGUAGCGUUGAUUAUAGUCGGUGUCGUGCGUAAAGGUGAACCUUGCGAGGAAAACGCUACGGUUAAACCAACAACCAACGUUCCGCCAACAACCUCAUCUGGAGGCAUAUCAGCCUAUUCGGCCGAAGCACAAAGGGUUGGUUUGGGACCAUUUCUAGAGAAUGUAAAAUCGACGUAUUACAAAAUGAACCCAAAUCUCAUCGUCAGGAAUCCCGAUGCAACUCCAAGCACAAUAAGACAAGAAUUYAGYCCAUACAACUGUCAUCCAAGCGCUCUCAAGAAACGUACGGACGCUGCCAAGUCGCUUUAUAACAAAGGGGCAAAAAUGUUAAAGGACGUUAACCGCGCCAAGCUUGCACCACGUGAACUGAAAGCCCUUAUGCAAGCUCAACAUUUUCUACAAAGUAAUUUUGGAGCUCCGUACGACGAGAACUACUACGCUGGUGAUUGGUUACUUGGACCUAAUUUGUUCUGCUGGCAGCCUAUAUGUGGAGUUGGUAGUGAUCUUUCAUCACAUUUCAACCUAAAAAAGACGGGAUUUCAGCCUGCAAAUGAAGGAGACUUGGAGUUUGUGAUCGCUCAUUUAAAGAACCUUAGUGACUCUCUAACGCAAUACGUUGAGAACUUGAAGUACGGGAUAAAAGCUGGAUAUGUAAGAUCUGUCGAGGAAUGUGAAGUAGGAUUAUUAACAAUGAAGAGGAAGUUCAAGACCAUCUCGAAGGAGGGUGAAAGAGGAAUUCUGAAUUCAAGCUAUGUGAAACAAAUGAGAAACCCUGAAUGGUACGCGAAAAUCAACUCUGAUACCAAAACAUCCUGGAACAGCAAGCAUGGCAAAGACGUUCAACAAUCCAUCGACGAUUCUUUGGUUGAAUACGUUGGUCAACCUGUCUAUAACCUACUUCAAUACCUGGAAUUCAACCAUUCGCAGUACUGUGUCCCGUCUAAUGUUUCCAGUGGACUUGCAAAUCUUCCUUUGGAUUAUGUUUACUUCAAAGGAAACAAAACGAAUGAAACGACCACAAAAGUCCUUCCUUUCGGAGAAAAAUUAAGCGGCAAAGACGCCUACAAAGGCAUUUUGCCGUAUUUCACUACAACAGAUAUGACCCCUGACGAGGUAGACCAACUUGGCUGGAAAAUGCUUAACCAGUUAUAUCCACAAGCUGUAGAAAUUGCUAAGACCAUAACAGGAUUGAAUGACAGCGAUGAAGCAGUUGUGGAGUUUAAGAAGAAACUCGAGGAUCAAUCGAUGUUUUUCAAUGACAAGCCAAUUCCUUUGAACGAGUCCAACAACGAAGCAUUCGAAAAAUGCGUUGAUAUGGCGAGUGCAAAGAUAUAUUGUCCAGCGAGAUAUGCUUCGAUGUUGAAAUGGUUUGAAUAUGUAAAUGGUGUGCUAUCUCUUCUCGCCCCGUUGCAAGUUCGAAUGUUCUAUUAUACAGGUCAAAAGCAAAGUCAACCCAACUGUCCAGUCCAACUAGUUGCAAACUUUAACCCUGGAACAGGCUCACAGAGUUACCAGUCCAGUGAUAAGGCCUGCACGCGUCCGUGCAGAUAUCGUCUACCGUUUUACCUUAAGGAUCAUGGUCCCAGAUAUAACGCAUAUUCUGUGGCCGCUCACGAGGCGAGACCCGGGCACCACACUCAGGUCCACGCUUUUACCGAGUUGUUCAGCGAUGAUCGUGGUGAUGUUAUUAGCUGGUUGAAUGGUGUUAGCUAUUACACUGCCUUUACAGAGGGCUGGGCCUUGUACGCAGAGAAUCCACUUAUCAACCAAGAGACAAAUAUCUACGACGACUUACCGAUACAAAGAUAUGGCAUGCUGAAAUGGCAAAUAUGGCGCGCUCUUCGACUUAUUAUCGAUACGGGUCUGCAUUAUAGAGGAAUGACUAGAGAUGAAGCCCUGGAGCUGUUCGCAAAGUAUGCCUGGGAUCGCACAGACAAAGCCAUCAAGGACGUCACUCGUUACCAAAGUGACCCAGGCCAGGCUACGGCAUACAUGAUUGGUCAACUAGCGAUAUGGAACUACCGCAAUGAUACCACCACGAAACUUCAGCAAAAUGGAAAGAAAUUCAAUGAAAAGGAUUUCCAUUUUCAGGUUCUUUCUCAGGGAUCAUCUCCACUAAGUUAUCUUGAAGCUCACCUUCAGAAGUUUACUGACUGUACCAUCGAUCCGAAAGGUUCAGGCUGCGAUACAAUUUUAAAUCCCAAAUUCAAGUCUAGGCAAAACGCUAAAAAAACGCAAGUUAACAACAAAGCCAGGUUAUUCACUGACGACGAGGACCAGGACAACGUGGACUUUGAUGGAAUGUAUGAAUCAAGGCCGAGAGACGUGAGGUUUAACUACGAACAUUAUGAUUGAUUUGUACUUCCAUAAAUGUUUAGAGUAUUAAAAUUGAGUACAAAAUAUUUUUUAUGAUAUAUUAGCUGUUUUCAAUAAUCUCUGUGUCUGGGUCAAACGUCGCACUUAACGUGAGUAUCAUUAAGUUGAUUUAAAAGUACAACUUCUGACGUGAGGUUUAAUUACGAACAUUACGAUUGAUUUGUACUUCAAUAAACGUUUAGAGUAUUAAAAUUGAGUACAAAAUAUUUUUCAUGAUAUAUUAGCUGUUUUGAAUAACCUCUGGCUCUGGGUUAAAAGUCGAACUUAAACGCGAGUGUCAUUCAGUUGAUUUAAAAGUACAAUGUCUGACUGGUAACUGACAGUAACUAUAGAGCUUUUAAAACAAAUAUGGCGACCUUCGUUGUCAUAAACAAGACUUAACCCCCCCCCCCCCCCCAUUGCGCAAUGCAUUAUGGGAAUGUGAAAGUAGAGAAUUGGACAACUAGAAGUGUUUAUAUAUACUUUCUUAGGCAUAACACAUGAACUUAUGAUAAGAGAACUCGCGUCUGCUAAACUAGAUUAAUUGGAUCCUUCUGAAUUCGACGUCCAAGGACGACUUAAUGAGCAGUUUAUAACCGGUUACUUAGGCACACCACACAAAAACUACGUUGAAUAAUUGGAUCAAUUUGAAUUGGACGUUCAAGGACGACGCAAUAAAGUACGACGUUUGACUCAGGUCCUAUAAUAAUACACUAGCGUUGUUAAAAGUUAUGUUAGUAUAUCAUUGUUUUAGUGUACAGGUAUGGCUUAUUGUAUAUGCAUUGUUUAUUUUAUAAUUAUUAAAGAUUAUUAUUGUAGUUUUAA
This is a messenger RNA of Exaiptasia diaphana, 3430 nucleotides long. RefSeq lists its product as uncharacterized. Bases 137 to 2605 code for a protein of 822 amino acids. The record is from RefSeq and is a predicted model, not a curated record. NCBI's taxonomy places the organism in Eukaryota, Metazoa, Cnidaria, Anthozoa, Actiniaria, Aiptasiidae. The transcript has 6 exons.